AUGGAGCCAAUCGUUGUACGCGUUCUGCCCUCCUUUAAGAGCCCAUCUGAGAGUCCGAAGGCUCUGUAUCUCUUGAUUGAGGAAGUCUUCGCUGAUCUGAGGGUCAUCAAGAUACUGCCGUACAAGCCGGAGGACCUCACAGCCAAAGAGGGCAAGCCUAACGCGGCCGUCAUCAUCUUCUUUCCCCCAGGUUGGCCCGAUCUCAUCAGCCAAAUCACGAAGCCUAUUGCGAUCACCCUGGCUAGCCCUUUGGAGACCUUGCUUGAUCGUGGGGAUCACAUCGAGGUCUUCUGUUAA
Molecule: messenger RNA, 297 nt
Organism: Fusarium subglutinans
Lineage: Eukaryota; Fungi; Ascomycota; Sordariomycetes; Hypocreales; Nectriaceae
Exons: 3
Coding region: 1-297 (98 amino acids)
Source: RefSeq, a predicted model, not a curated record